AUGACGAAAACUCGUUAUAAUAUCAGGGAAGAUUUAUUUGAUUCUCACGACUGGCCUUCCCGUUACGCAAAGGGCUUCCCGUUACGCGAAGGGCUUCCUGUUAUGCGAAGGGCUUCUUGUUUUGGACAUGAUCCUCGUUUUGUGAACAAAAACCUUAUUGAGGCAUCUCAGAUGGAAAAUCAAGAUGCAAUUGACGCUGCUAUUGUAUGGAUGCUAGCUGAUCCAAAGGAGAUACCAAACUUGAUGCCUCAUCCAUUGAGAACAUUGUUAAUGGAAAGGAACCCGUCAUGUCGAUGUGGGAAUAUGUUCUGUGGAUCCCGUCGCUACUCUGAUAAACAUGGUUGCCUUUUUGACUAUCAUGGUACUGCCCAUGAUGCUAUAGUUAAAGCCAAUCCUUUUAUUAAGGCGGAGAAACUCAACAAGAUCUAG
Impatiens glandulifera is the source of this 429-nucleotide messenger RNA. RefSeq lists its product as uncharacterized. Bases 1 to 429 code for a protein of 142 amino acids. The record is from RefSeq and is a predicted model, not a curated record. The transcript has 4 exons. NCBI's taxonomy places the organism in Eukaryota, Viridiplantae, Streptophyta, Magnoliopsida, Ericales, Balsaminaceae.